Molecule: messenger RNA, 7781 nt
Organism: Parnassius mnemosyne (clouded apollo)
Lineage: Eukaryota; Metazoa; Arthropoda; Insecta; Lepidoptera; Papilionidae
Source: the annotation of a GenBank genome assembly
GACCGAUAUGUACUCGAACAUUCUAGAUGUCGCUACAGUAGAAGAUUCUGGAAACUAUCUGAGGCCCUAUAUAAGGCCGGUAUAGACCACGACCGAGGCAGUAUUGAAUUGGCGAUACAAGAGAAUACUUCGAAGCGAAAUAACGGCGAACUGUGUUUUAUUAUUAGUGUGAUUUUAGAUUGUAAUUAGUGUUGUGUAAUUAAAGUGUCAAUUUUGGUAAUUCAAUCGGCAGUUUUUAAUUGUCUCGAACCCCAAGCUCGUAACAAUUGGUGUCAGAAGUGGGAUCAAAUCAUGCCGAUUUUACCAAAGGACGACAUGGAGGGUAUCCGUACCCGAAGUCAACGCCAGCUGGAGACGGACCAGAGACGAUUUGGUAAUGCAUCGCCGCAAACGUCGGAGGGCCAGCUGCCGACCACGGAGGCCGGCCCUUCAGCAGCUCCUGCAUCUGCAGCACCUGACUUAGGUGCUCUGAUGAUGAUGCUACAGGAGCAAGCCCGCCAAUAGGAGGAACAGGCUCGUCGGUUGGAAGAGCAGCUGCAGCGUGGACAGGAGGAACAGACCCGCCAACAGGAGGAACAGGGCCGUCAGUUGGAAGAGCAGCUCAAACGUGAUAAAGGAUACUUCCCAUGAAGGACCUUCACGCUACCUUUGGGAAAGAGAUAAGGGAGGUGAAGGAUAAGGUUGCUCGAUAUGACAACCGCCUGUCGGAAGCUGAAACCCGAAUCGACCAAGUGUACAAUCGGGUUAACAACGUGAUGGCUGACAUGAAGAAAACGCUGGACAACCUCAAACUUGGGGAUGGAGUUACUGCUCUCGUGGUAGCUACAACACCUUCGCUACGUGGAUUCAAAGUGCCGCCGUUCGACGGGACUUCAAAGAGUCAGACGUCAGCCUACAAAAUCCAGUUCGAGGCUGUCAUGAAAGCGAACGGCUGGAAUAAAAGUCAGGCCAUGACUGCUCUCACUCUAGGCCUACGCGACCAGGCCUUAACUGUUCUGAAAGCUCUCGGUAAGGAAGUGACUUACGAGCAGCUCCUUGAGGCAUUGGACGCGAGAUAUGGCGAUGCUCACCUGGAACACGUCUUUCGUGUGCAGCUCAAAGAUCGCGUGCAACGCAGCAACGAAAACCUGCAGCAGUGGGCCCUUGAGGUGGAGAAGCUGGUUCGAAAAGCGUACCAGUCUGUACCUGCGCUCAUUGUAGGGAACCUGGUGCAGACAUUCAUCGACGGCAUCCGCGACCUUGAAGUCAGAGCUGCUGUAAGGCUCGGACACCACGAGACGCUUAAGGACGCCUUGACCCAUGCACUGGAGGUGGAAGCCGUGCGGCAGGAUCAUCGUUCCCACCGCGUCAGGGAGAUUGCAGCAGCUAUAGUUCAGGACCGCAAUAAGGGCUACAGUCCUAGGUGCUCCGGCUGUAGGGAAAGGGGCCAUCUUCGAUCCAGCUGCCCUAAGCGAACUGUAGAGAGGAAAAGUGAUCGAUCUCGAGAGGGUAGUGCGGAUAAUAGCACCGCCCAGCAGCAGCAGGGAAGCGAGUAAAAGUCAGGACUGCGGGGCGGGUGCUGGCUGAUGUUAAAAGAGCCCCAAGGAUUUCGAUCUCACAAACCCAUGAUGGGAACAGCCUAAUCAUCAAGGGCGAAGUCAACGGAACGCCGUGUAAACUGACCAUAGAUACUGGAGCCUCUCGCACGGUUGUCAGUUCCCAACUUAUAAGACGGUUCCUUGGGGACUCCGCAUACAACCGAGAACGCAUUAAUUUGGUGACAGCCACCGGUCAGCGCAUACCCGUCCGAGGAGAGAAGGAGAUGGAGUUGAAGCUAGGCAACAUGAUCUACCUGCAUAAUGUCAUCGUGGCUGAUAUAAUGGACGACUGCAUCCUGGGCCUAGACUUUCUAAGGAAGAAUUGUUGUGAGAUCGACGUUAAGCAAGGUGUUUUGAAAUGUGGACAAGAGGAACUUUUCGUGGAAGGGGCGUUACCAGGGAAUGUGUACAGCCUUAAGAAGAUUGUUCUUCCGCCGAGAUCGGAAACGAUUGUGCCGGUUAGACUUCCACGGAAUCCUGGGCAAACUCUUCGUUGUGUACUCGUGGAAAGGGUAGACAAUGACCUUCCAUGGAAAGUGGCUCGAACCUUGGUCAGAACCGCUGACAUCUCAGGAGUACGUGUGCUGAAUCUUUGUGAUCAGGAACAGAUUAUAGAAAAAGGCACAUUGGUUGGUACUAGUGAGGAAGUGGAUUGGUUGCGUCAGUGCCAAUAUCUAUCGACUGGGACACCCAGCAAGGAUGGACAAACUAGAGUGACCACACUUUUAGAAGACUGUCGCAGCGUUCUCUCCCCGAAUGAAACGGUCAAAGCGAAGAAGUUGUUACUCAAGUAUGCCAAUGUUUUCCCGUCAAACGAAGCUGACAUAGGAAAGACUGGCUUAGUUCAACACAAAAUAAACACAGGACAAGAAUUGCGUAUUCGUCAGCGGCCAAGAAGAUUGCCUGUAGCACGUGAAAAGGAAGUGGAAACCAUAUUUGAGGGAAUGGUGAAGGAUGGUGUUAUUGAACUUUAAUCUAGUCCAUGGUGUUCACCUGUGGUGCUGGUAAAGAAGAAGGACGGCAGCAUGCGGUUUUGUGUUGACUACCGCCGCCUGAACGACGUUCCGAAGAAGGACAGCUAUCCCUUACCAAGAAUUGAUGACACGCUGGACAUGCUUACAGGCGUAAAGUGGUUUAGUACGCUGGACCUGACAAGUGGCUACUGGCAGGUUGAAAUUGACCCUAAGGACAAGGAGAAAACUGCAUUCUCCACAGGAAAGGGUCUGUGGCAAUUUAAAGUCAUGCCGUUUGGAUUGUGCAAUGCUCCAGCAACGUUUGAAAGAUUGAUGGAGCUUGUACUUACCGGGCUAAUUGGAGAUGCUUGUCUGGUCUAUUUGGAUGACAUCAUCAUCGUAGGCCGUACGUUUGAAGAACACCUUCAAAACCUGGAACGCGUGCUCAUGAAGAUCCAGAGUGCCAACCUCAAGUUGUGUCCAAAGAAGUGCUCACUAUUCAAACGGCAAGUUAGUUUUUUGGGGUAUGUAGUGUCGGAAGAAGGUAUCCGCACGGAUCCAGAAAAAAUUGCCGCUGUCAAGGAGUGGCCGGUUCCAAAAGACAAGACACAGGUUAGAGCAUUUUUGGGUUUGUACUCUUAUUAUCGGCGAUUUGUGAAGAACUUUGCAGAUAUAGCCAAACUUCUGCACAAGCUAACCGAGGAGAAGCGACUUUUCUGCUGGGAUGAAAGUUGCGAUAUUGCAUUCCAGGAGCUCAAGAACCGUCUGUGCAAAACACCUAUUUUGGUGUACCCUGAUGCGGGCAAGGAAUUCAUAGUUGACACAGACGCAAGUGAUAUAGGACUUGGCGGUGUGUUGUCUCAACGGAAUGGUGAUCAAGAGAUUGUGAUAGCGUACUUCAGCAAGUCAUUGUCAAAGCCGGAAAGGAACUAUUGUGUCACAAAACGGGAAUUGUUGCUGUGGUAAAGUCCUUGCAGCAUUUUAGCAAAUAUCUCCUGGGGCGGAAAUUCUACUUACGAACUGACCAUGCUGCACUGAAAUCGCUAUUGCAGUUCAAAAAUCGGGAAGGACAAGUUGCGAGAUGGAUUGAACUACUACAGGAAUACGACUUUGUGAUCGAACAUCGCAGCGGGAAAUCUCAUGGCAAUGCAGAUGCAUUGUCAAGAAGACCUUGCCCUGAAGAUUGCAAGCAUUGUACUAGGCAAGAGGGUAAGGAAGUGGUAUCUGUGAGGAUGCUCAGGACAGACCAACAAUGAUUGGAAGGACAGCCUACAACAUGCACAGCAGGAAGAUUCGGACAUUAAGCCGAUUCUGGAAUGGAUGAAGGCCAGUGCUCCUAAGCCCAAGUGGAGCGACGUCUUAGCAAUGAGUUCGACCACGAAAAGCUAUUGGGCCCAAUGGGACAGCUUGCUGAUUCAGGAUGGAGACCUGUGCCGUAAAUGGGAAAAUGGUCGGGGACACAGGUGUCAUUUGCAAAUGGUUGUCCCUAAGGCUAAAGUGCCGGAUGUUCUACAGCUGUACCAUAGUGGUUGUUCAGGAGGCCACCUGGGAGUUAAACGAACUCUCCUGAAGAUCGGAGAACGGUUUUACUGGAUCCACUGUCGUGAUGAUGUCGAGGACUGGUGCCGCAAAUGUACAAGUUGUGCGGCUGUAAAGGGACCUCAAAUUCGUAGUAGAGGCGCAUUGAAAUUGUACAAUGUUGGUGCACCAUGGGAGAGGAUAGCCAUUGACGUUGCGGGGCCGUUUCCAGAAACUGAAAGUAGUAACAAGUAUUUCAUGGUUGUGAUGGAUUACUUCACUAAGUGGCCAGAAGUCUUCGCCAUUCCAAAUCAAGAAGCUUCAACAGUUGCAGAUAAACUAGUUCAUGAAGUCUUCUGUCGUUUUGGAGUACCUUUAGAGAUUCACAGCGAUCAAGGAAGGAAUUUCGAGUUUCAAAUAUUCCAGGAAACUUGCAGAGUUAUGGGUACUCAUAAAACACGAACAACUUCUUACCACCCACAAUCUGAUGGAAUGGUAGAACGAUUUAAUCAGACAUUGGAAAGGUACCUGGCAAAAGUUGUGGAAAAACGCCAACGAGACUGGGACAGGCACAUACAACCGUUUUUGUUGUCAUAUCGAAGCGCUGUUCACGAAAGUACAUCAGUGACACCAGCUUUCGCAAACUUUGGGAGAGAAUUGCGGCUGCCUGCAGACCUGAUCACCGGAAUACCACCUGAUGCCCCACGCAGUAUAACCGAUUAUGCAAAUGACUUGCGGAACAAAAUGAAUGACAUUUAUGAGCACGUCAGACAAACGGGCCAGCAUACGUCUGAGAAGAUGAAAACACGGUAUGACCGCAAAAUGAACAACAAGGGGUUUGAUGAAGGUUCACUAGUGUGGUUACACAAUCCAGUUCGCAGCAAAGGGAAAUCUCCUAAGCUUCAAGCUAAAUGGGACGGACCGUACCGGAUUGUGACAAGGAUCAAUGACGUAACCUACCGGAUACAGAAAGGUGCCAGAGGUACUCCUAAGAUUGUCCAUGUGGAUCGACUGGCGCGUUAUUAUGGGGCCAAUAAUGCUUGGGACGAGCAUGUCUAAAGGCCGGCAACGCAUCUGCAAUUCCCCUGGUGUUGCGGUUGUUCAUGGGCGGCGGUAGUCACUUACCAUCAGGUGAGCCGCAUGCUCGUUUGCCCCCUCUCCUAUAAAAAAAAUGUCUUAGGAGGGGGCAGUGUUGCGCGCCACUAUUAAUGUCUUGUACAUGGCAACACUAGUUACACUAGCGCCCUCUAGUGUCAAGUAAAAGAAAGUGUUGCGCGCCACUAUUAAUGUCUUGUACAUGGAAACACUAGUUACACUAGCGCCAGCUUCCAGAAAUUUCGGGACCGAUAUGUACUCGAACAUUCUAGAUGUCGCUACAGUAGAAGAUUCUGGAAACUAUCUGAGGCCCUAUAUAAAGCCGGUAUAGACCACGACCGAGGCAGUAUUGAAUUGGCGAUACAAGAGAAUACUUCGAAGCGAAAUAACGGCGAACUGUGUUUUAUUAUUAGUGUGAUUUUAGAUUGUAAUUAGUGUUGUGUAAUUAAACUGUCAAUUUUGGUAAUUCAAUCGGCAGUUUUUAAUUGUCUCGAACCCCAAGCUCGUAACAAUAUUUCCAGUGUUCUGAAACCGUCAAAGAAAGUUGCAAAAGCGUGCGUAAAUGAGUAUUCUUACAAUAAGUUGAGCAUGGUUUUGACUUGGUUUCGGGCUUCACUAAUAGUGUACACAGUACUUAGUCUCUUUGUUUCUUGCUUUCAGACGUUUUGAAUAGUUGUGAUGAGAGUUGGAAUAAUGGAUAGGUUUAAAUAUAAUAAAACUGAUCAUUAUUUAUAUAAUAAAAUAAGCAAUAUGGAUAUAUUAAUUAUUUUAUUUUUAGUAAACUUCAGAAUAGCAGGAGUUAUUAUCCAUUUGUUAUUUUUAUCAAUCAAAGUAAAUCAGGAAUGUCUAGGACAGGUAAAUGAAAUUGUAUACUUGGGGAGUGCUUUUAGCCGGGAUGGAAGAUGUGAUUUAGAUGUGGACAGGCGUGUCGCUGCCGGGAACAAAGUCAAUGGUGCCCUGACUGCGUUAGUCAAACGCAAGGCGUAGCGAAGAGUGCACGCCUUGCAAUACAUAACGCAGUGCUGGUACCGACUUUGUUAUAUGGCAGCGAAACCUGGGUAUGCCAGAAGAAGCAUAAAAGUAAGUUGAAUGCAGUGGAGAUGCGAUCUCUUCGUAAAAUGUGCGGCGUUACUAUGGCCGACCGAAAGCGAAACGAAGAGAUUCGCAAUAUGGCAGGUUUGAAAGAUGACCUUAUCACAAAAAUUGAUAAGGGCGUGCUUCGGUGGUUUGGGCACGUUGAGCGAAUGAGUGAAGACCGAAUGGUGAAGAAAAUAUAUAGCGCGAAAGUUAAUAUUAAAAGGUGUCGAGGUAGACCGAGACUAACUUUCGAAGACCAUGUGAGCAAAUUGCUCGAAGAGGGUAGGGUCAAGAGUACUCGGGUACCUAGACGUGCAUGUAUGAAGAAGAUAAUGAAUCUGAAAGAAGCGAAAGAGAUAUGUAAGGAUCGUGACACUUGGCGAUCUGUUCUCUCUGGCUACCCCGUCAGGGAUUGUGCGUGAAGAUAAGUAAGUUAUUUUUAUGGCUAUUAUACCAUAAUAAAUGAUUCAAUAGUUACUUAGCUUUAAAGAAACGUUAUUCUCAAUAAAGACAUAUGUUAUGUGUACUCACCUGAGAACAAUAUUAACUAGAUAUACCCAUUCAAUAACAGAGUUUUAAAUGUAUUAAAAGAGUGUACAUUUCUUUUACUGGAGGGUAGUAAUAUUAAAAAUAUAUCAUUAUAUUAUGUUAAAUUACUUUAUUUUUUAAUUAUUAUUGUAUUUUUCACUAGAUGAUGGCAAAUUUAGUACUUGAAGAAGGUGCAUUAUUACAAAUCGAAAGUGUCUCCCUGCCAGUAGCAACAUUUUCAAAAUUCCAGCCACUCUCUGAAGAUUUCUUGGAUAUCACUAACCCCAAAGCAGUACUUGAAAACUGCCUCAGAAAUUUCUCUUGCUUGACAACAGGCGACGUGAUCGCCAUUAAGUAUAACUCAAAAGUCUAUGAAUUAUGCGUUCUAGAAACCAAACCGGGAAAUGCUGUGAUCAUUAUUGAAUGUGAUAUGAAUGUUGAGUUUGCUCCUCCUGUUGGUUAUAAAGAAGAAGAACGCAUUCCAAGAAGCGCCGAUGGCAACGCGGGACCAAGCAUGGACGAAGAUCCAGCUGUCAUGAUGCCAGAGCCCAGUGGCUUUAUAGCUUUUAGCGGUGAAGGCAACCGGCUUGAUGGCAAGAAAAAGAAACUUACCAGUGAAAGCGAGUCUGAAUCGCAGAACUCUCAAGCAAGACAAUCAUACGUCCGCGGGAUACCAGACUAUGAUUUUGUCAUCGGAACAUUAAGAUUUAUUAGAAACUCAAGGCCACCUAGCGCUAAAGAAGAAGCUCCUGCAGAACCAUUUCAAGCAUUUAAAGGAGAAGGGUUCACACUGCGUACUGCUAAGUCAAAGAAUUAAAUGAGAUUUAAUAUGUAAAAUAUACAUGUUUUUAAGUAAAAAAGAGUAUCCACACACGUCUUUGCUAAAAUUUUAUAAUCUUAGUUGUUUCUUAAAUUGAACAUAUUGAUAUAAUAAUUACAUACUAUGGUAGUGAUCAUUUAAUUAUUUUAUUAAUGUUAAUAUUGUUUGACAAUCACAAACACACAAUUGUAAAUGAUUAAAUGAUUGAUACAU